UAUGUUAGUAUAUAUGCUAGCUGAUGCUACUACGUUUGUGCGCGCUAGGUAGCUUCGUCUAUCUUCAGUUCGUGCAGGGCGCUCUCCCAGAGAGGCUAGCUAUCCAUGAAGAGCCUCCUGUUUCCGGAGCGGGGCGACGAGGAGGAGGGGGCGGCGCUGGUGUCGCCGCCGCCUCCGGAUGAUGACCAUGGAGGAGGAGGAGGAGGAGAUGGUGACCAUGAUGAGGAUCCGGCGGCGGCCAAACAGCAGCAGCAGCAGCAGGCGUGGAGGCGGCGGGCGCAGAAGCUGUUGCCGACGAGAAGCGUGGGCUUGGUCAUCGGCGGCCUCGUCGUCCUGGGCUUGCUCGUCGGCAGCGCCACCAGCUGGUGGAUCCACCUCGACUAUGCAAAGUCGUUCCUGCUCGGCGGCGGCGGCGUGAGGCAGCACCGACGGCGGCCUACUCACCACGUCCCCUCGCCUGCGGCGGACCUCGUGCCCAUACCCUUCAGCUGCGGCAACGGCACCUCGGCGGCGACAUGGACAUGCCGCCGCCGCACAGGCACAGCUGCAGCAGUGCUACCUCCCUCGCCGUCGCCGUCGCCGUCACCACCACCGGUGGCACCGUCCUCCCAAUCCCAGGUGCACUCCCCUCCACGAUGCCCGGAGUACUUCCGGUUCAUCCACUCGGACCUGUCGCCGUGGCGCAAGACGGGGAUCACUCGCGAGGCGGUGGAGAGCGGCCGCGGCCGGGCGGCGUUCCGGCUGGUGGUCCUCGCCGGCCGCGCGUACGUGGAGACGUACCAUCGCGUGUUCCAGACGCGCGACACCUUCACGCAGUGGGGCAUCGCGCAGCUGCUGGCUCGCUACCCCGGCCGCGUCCCCGACCUGGACCUCAUGUUCAACUGCGAGGACAUGCCGGAGGUCAAGCGCUCCGAGGCGCCGCCGCCGCUGUUCCGGUACUGCAAGGACGACUCCACGGUGGACAUCGUCUUCCCCGACUGGUCCUUCUGGGGCUGGCCCGAGGUGAACAUCCGGCCAUGGGCGCCGCUGCUGGAGGAGAUGGCCGCCGAGACGGCGCGCCUGCCGUGGCCGCAGCGGGAGCCCUACGCCUACUGGAAGGGAAACCCCGGCGUGUCCGCCGAACGCCGCGACCUCCUCCGCUGCAACAAAUCUUCCGGCGACAAAAUGGAGUGGAACGCGCGCGUGUUCGCGCAGGACUGGGGCGCCGCCAUCCGCGACGGCUUCCGGGGCUCCAACCUCGCCAAGCAGUGCCACUACAGGUACAAGAUCUUCGUGCGGGGGAGGUCGUGGUCGGUGAGCGACAAGUACAUCCUCGCCUGCGACUCGCCGGAGCUGCGGGUGGACACGCCCUUCAAGGACUUCUUCUCCAGGGGGCUCGUCGCCGGUCAGCACUACUGGCCCAUCGACCCCGCGCGCAAGUGCCCCGCCAUCAAGCUCGCCGUCGACUGGGGCAACGCGCACCCGGCGGAGGCGCGGAGGAUGGCCGGCGAGGGCAGCGCCUUCGCCAGGGAGGACCUCGCCAUGGACUACGUCUACGACUACAUGCUGCACCUGCUCACCGAGUACGCCAGCCUGCUGCGCUACAAGCCCACCGUGCCGGAGAAGGCGGUGGAGCUCUGCCCGGAGGCCAUCGCCUGCCCCGCGCAGGGCCGCGAGAGGGAGUUCAUGAUGGAGUCCAGGGAGAGGUACGUCGCCGGCUACGAGCCCUGCACCCUGCCGCCGCCAUUCACCGCCCAAGAGCUCAGCGACAUGGCGCGGAGAGACCAAGAGGUGCGAGCCAAGGUGCACAAGAUCAUGGAGCAGAGCCAGCACCAUUAACUGAUGUAGAUCAGCUGCUACUGUCGUCUCGUCCACACUCCAAUAUAUCCGAUCCACAGGCAAAAUGCAUGGUUUUUACUAGUAGCUAGUAUAUAUAAUUAAUCAAUAAUUAUACUUUACGACCUUACUCCGCUCGUAUUCAAUUUCGAUUCUAAUUAAAUUUUGAUACAUUUUUGGGACCAAGAGUUGAACGAGUUUUACAGAAUUUUAAUUAGUUCUCAUAGUUUGUUCAAGAUGUUUCUAAAAAUGUUCGGUGGACAUAAAAGAUGCUUCAAUAAAUUUGGUUUCAACUGUUGGAUAUGUCAUA
Molecule: messenger RNA, 2125 nt
Organism: Setaria italica (foxtail millet)
Lineage: Eukaryota; Viridiplantae; Streptophyta; Magnoliopsida; Poales; Poaceae
Product: protein O-glucosyltransferase 1
Exons: 2
Coding region: 106-1818 (570 amino acids)
Source: RefSeq, a predicted model, not a curated record